CAUAAUCACUCCAAUUUCCUCCUCGAAAUAGACGGCAGGCAUCAUAAGGAAAAACAACGCGAUUUUAUUUGACUUUGAAACGGCGAAGGUGAUAUUUAUUAAGGCAGUCAAUUCUGCCAUUCAUUUAUUGCGAAUAAUCCAGCAGUGAAAUAUUGAUAAAGCUGAGAGAGCAGGCGCAAAGAUCAGCAAGGGGAUAAGUUGCAGUUGGACCAUUUUUCAUUAUUUUCCCGGUGUUUUACCAUGACCAGUGGCAUGAUGGCCCCUCUGGACAGAUUCAGGUCCUGGGUGAAGAGGAGAGUGAAGCAAUGGAAGGUUGAAAGAAUAGUGGAAGAGCUAAAGCUCUCUGACGUGCAGCUACGGAAGGUGAUGCAGCUCUUGGAUGAUGAGAUGAACAAGGGUCUGUGUAAAGGAACAAAUCCAAACGCAGCUAUCAAGAUGUUCCCAACAUACGUCAGAUCUAUACCUGAUGGCACAGAGGAAGGGAACUACUUGGCCCUGGAUCUCGGGGGCACCAACUUCAGAGUGUUGCUGAUCAGGCUGAAUGGUUCCGAGGUGUCCAUGAGGAGUAAAAUCUUCUUGGUUCCAAACUUCAUCAUGACAGGAACAGCGGAAGAGCUCUUUGACCACAUAGCAGAGUGUAUCUCCAAGUUCAUGCAUGAGGAGGGUAUAGCUGACCAGAAGCUGCCCCUGGGGUUCACAUUUUCAUUCCCGUGUAAACAGGAGGGUCUGGCCAGGGCCCGUCUGUCACAGUGGACGAAGGGGUUCAAGGUCAGCGGAGUGGAGGGAGAAGACAUCGUGAGACUGCUACACGAGGCUAUUGAGAGGAGGGAUGACAUUGAUGUGGAGUGUGUAGCGGUGAUAAAUGACACAGUAGGAGCACAGAUAUCUUGUGCACACGAAGACAGAAACUGCCAGAUUGGACUUAUUUUAGGCACUGGUAGCAAUGCUUGCUACAUGGAACAGUUAGACAAAGUGGAGACAUGGGAUGGUGAUGAGAGAGCACCCAGACAGGUUAUAAUCAACACAGAGUGGGGAGCAUUUGGGGACAAUGGUGUUCUGGAUUUUAUAAGAACACAAUAUGAUCAGGAAUUAGAUGCAAAAUUCUCAGUCAACCCAGGAAAACAGCUGUAUGAGAAGAUGAUGUCGGGUAUGUACCUGGGAGAGCUAGCGCGCCUCUACCUGGAGCGUUUGGUCAACGAGGGACUGCUCUUCGAGGGACAGAGCUCCGAUCUCCUAUCAACUCCAGGGCGCUUUUAUACAAAGUACAUCUCAGAAAUUGAAAGUGACAAGAGGGAUGAUUUUAAAAAUACCAAGUCUGUACUAGAGUAUGACCUUGGGAUUGAGAAUUACAGCAAUGCAGACUGCCACUAUGUGCAAUAUGUUUGUUCUUUAGUAUCCAGCCGAGCAGCCCAUUUAGCUUCAUGUGGCUGUGCAGUACUACUGAACAGAGUAGCCCGGCCCAGCGUCACAAUAGCGGUGGACGGCUCUCUAUACAGAUUCCAUCCCAAAUUUGGUGAUAUCAUGGAGCAAAAGGUCUCACAGUUGGUCAACAAAGGGUUAAAAUUCAAAAUCAUGUUAUCUCAUGAUGGGAGUGGAAAAGGUGCUGCGUUAGUGGCGGCCGUUGCAUGCAGGAUACGUGAUGAACAAAAGAGGAAUGGACUAAUAUGAAUAACAGGCUGGGAUACAAUAGACUUAACUAGUAUAGAGUUCAGGUAAAACAACAACAACAACAAUAACAACAGGUGAAAUGCUGGGCAAAUUAAAAAAAAAAA
Lingula anatina is the source of this 1772-nucleotide messenger RNA. RefSeq names its product hexokinase-4. Gene Ontology annotation, biological process: carbohydrate phosphorylation; intracellular glucose homeostasis; glucose metabolic process. NCBI's taxonomy places the organism in Eukaryota, Metazoa, Brachiopoda, Lingulata, Lingulida, Lingulidae. Gene Ontology annotation, molecular function: D-glucose binding; ATP binding; fructokinase activity. Gene Ontology annotation, cellular component: cytosol; mitochondrion. The record is from RefSeq and is a predicted model, not a curated record.